Esox lucius (northern pike) is the source of this 1030-nucleotide messenger RNA. RefSeq names its product PRKR interacting protein 1 (gene prkrip1). Gene Ontology annotation, molecular function: double-stranded RNA binding; protein kinase binding; protein kinase inhibitor activity. The record is from RefSeq and is marked provisional. Gene Ontology annotation, cellular component: nucleolus. Lineage: Eukaryota; Metazoa; Chordata; Actinopteri; Esociformes; Esocidae. Gene Ontology annotation, biological process: negative regulation of protein kinase activity.
GGUCGAGUAUCGUAACAUUCGAAACAUGGCGGCGAUCAAGGAGAAAGAAAAGCGACCGGGGAAACCUCCAGGAAAGGAAUCUCAACCUUUGAUUAUAGCCAAAACCCCAGCUGAAGAGCAACGCUUGAAGCUGGAGAGGUUGAUGAGAAACCCUGAUAAACCUGCUCCUAUUCCAGAACGACCAAAAGAAUGGAACCCACGGGCUCCACCAGAGUUUGUGCGGGAUGUGAUGGGCUCCAGUGCAGGUGCUGGCAGUGGAGAGUUCCAUGUGUACAGGCACCUUCGCCGACGAGAGUAUCAGAGACAGGACUUCCUGGACAAGAUGACAGAGAAGCAAAAGAUGGAUUUGGAAUAUAUUGACAAGGUGGCACAAAACCAGCAGGCGGCUGAUGAAAGAACAGCCAAACGCAAGAAGAAAAGGGAAAAGUUGAAGCAGAAGAAGAACAUGGCAAAGAAAGCCAAGGAAGAGGCUACCAAAGGUCAAGAUUUGGAGAAAUCCUCCAGCAGUGAAGCAGAUGAUCAGGACGGAGAGGCUGAGGAUGAUGCGGAGGCUCCCAGCUUCAUUAUGGGGAAGAGGUGAAAGCCUGGCUCCAUGUCAUGCGAUGCUUCAGAAAGACAAGAUGCCAACAUCUGAUGCCAAAUGAACACAGUUGAGCAACACAGCCCAGCGGUGUUCAAUUUUAGACAUUAUCUGAGAGAACGCAAAGGGAAUUGAGAGCUGACUUUCUUUAAAUCUCAUGGUUGUAGUUAUGAGGAGCGCCUUCCAAUUCUGUGAAUUGAGGUUGACAAAGCUGGGUCACCAAACGGAAGACUGGAUUGGAACUGGGAGGGAUAUCUUUUUAAAUGCUCCAACAUUUAAAUUCUCAUUUGUAUUCUCUUGUAAAACGUUCGAUAGGGUGUUCUCUGAAGUGAAGGGUAAAGGUACUCCCUUGAAAAAUUAACCUGUUGUCUGGUAACAUGGUUGCUUGUGUUUUUUUGUUUGUUACUGUGUAUAUAUAUUUUUUAAUAAACGACUGGGAAGAUUGUUUGC